Messenger RNA from Lotus japonicus, 1860 nucleotides. Its product is annotated as pentatricopeptide repeat-containing protein At5g39710-like. Lineage: Eukaryota; Viridiplantae; Streptophyta; Magnoliopsida; Fabales; Fabaceae. Gene Ontology annotation, molecular function: protein binding. The record is from RefSeq and is a predicted model, not a curated record. Bases 1 to 1860 code for a protein of 619 amino acids. The transcript has a single exon.
AUGAAGCUCCUCCGUGUUUUAUUCAAAACCUUUCUCCGAAACCGCGUGCCGCCGCCGGACGUCAUGAUACGCGGGUUCGCCGCCGCAUGGACUGAGACUGAGAAGACGAAUUGGAAGGGUUUGGCUGAUGAGACAACUUACAACAAGCUUGUUCUUGCAUGUUGCCGUGAUGGGAGGGUUGAGGAGGCUCUUGGGAUUUUGAGGGGCAUGGCUGAGUCUGAUGAGAACACUUACACGUCUCUCAUUCAUUUGUUUUGCGACCAGGGUCAGUGUGAUAAGGCUUAUAAGGUUUUCGCUGAAAUGAUUGAUACUGGGUUUUCGCCCUCGGUUGCUACUUACAACGCGAUUGUUCUUGCAUAUUGCCGUGAUAAGAGGUUUCGUGAGGCUCUGGGGAUUUUGAGGUGCCUGAUUGAGAGGGGUUUCGAGCCAAAUUUGAUUUCGUUCAAUGCACUUGUUCAGGGUUUUUGCGGGAAAGGGAAGAUGGAAGAGGCUGAGGAGCUGCUUCAGGAGAUGAAUCAAAAGGGUUUGGCCCUUGAUGACAAGACUUACACGUCUCUCAUUCAUUUGUUCUGCAACAAGGGGAAGGUAGAGAAGGCGUUUGAAAUGAAAGCAGAGAUGGUUCACAAGGGCAUCUUGCCUGAUGCUGACACAUAUGGGCCGCUUAUAGGUUCCCUCUGCCUGCAGCAAACACUGUCGGAAGCUUUUGAUCUCUUCCAAGAGAUGCUGCGCAGGGGUGUGUCGCCAGAUAACAAGACUUAUACUGGUUUGAUGAGUGCUUAUCGUCUUCAAGCUCAAUUCAGUAAGGCUUUUCAUUUGCAAGAUGAAAUGAUACACAAGGGGUUUUUGCCUGAUUUUGUUACUGGGAUUUCAACCUCUCAUGUUACAUACAACGCCAUUAUUCAUGGCCUUUGCUUAUUGGACCGGGCUGAGGAGGCUCUGGAGAUUUUGAGGGGCAUGCCUGAGAUCGGCUUGUCCCCUGAUGCUGUAAGUUAUAGCACUGUUAUAUUCGGGUUUUGCCGAAUCCGGGAGCUGGGGAAGGCUUAUAAGUUGAAGGUGGAGAUGGAUAAAAAGAGCAUCUCGUGGCUGGGGCUCUGGGGGCUGUAUGACGACAUAGACAAAUCAGUUAUGCAAGGCCUGUCGCAUGAGGAUACUUUUUCUAAUUUGAUGAGUGAUUAUUUAGCUGAAGGUCACUUGGAAAAGGCUUAUCUUUUGGAACGUGAAAUUAACUACUUUGAUUAUUUGCCAGUUGAUGUUCACUAUAGUGUGUUUUUGAAUGUACUUAAUAAGAAAGCUAGGAUAACAGAAGCUAAGCACCAUCUUUUGUGGUUUAUUUCUCAUGUGUGUUUGCGUAUGCCAACUUUUAUAAUAUAUGAUACUCUGAUAGAGAACUGCAGUAAUAAUGAAUUUAAGAGUGUGGUAGGGCUUGUCAAAGGUUUCGGAAUGAGGGGUUUAAUGAAGAAAGCAGCCAGAGCUCAUGACACAAUGCUUGAGGGGAAUUAUAAGCCAGAUGGAGCAGUUUAUAAUUUAUUAAUAUUUGAUCAUUGUAGAUGUGGUAAUGUUCAUAAGGCGUAUGAUAUGUACAUGGAGAUGGUGCAUUAUGGUUUUGCUCCUCAUAUGUUCUCUGUACUUGCUCUUAUUGAGGCUCUAUGUUGUGUUAGAAGGUACAAUAAGAUGAGCUGGGUCAUUCAAAACACAUUGAGGAGCUGUAAUCUCAAUGAUUCCGAGCUACUUCAAGUACUUAAUGAAAUUGACGUCAGGGAAGGUCAAACUGAGUAUCUUCGGGGUGAGCUAGCUGAAAGAGCAAUGGAUGGCCUGUUACUUGAUGGUAGAAAGGGUUCAUAUGCUUCAGCAAGUACCUAA